AUGGAGAAUCCAUACGAGCAAGUACAUCAAAGCAUCUUGUCGCGUAUAAUCAACAACGUGGAACGGCUGAACGAAAGUGUUGUAACGUUGAACCAAGAGUUAGAACACAUAAACGCUCGAAACAAGAAUUUGCAACUGAUGGGCCAAAUGUGCGAGAAUUACCAUAAGAGUGUCCAAUUCAAUAUGACCGCCACAAAUAGCAAGAGGGGCCCUUUAUGA
Messenger RNA from Lachancea dasiensis, 219 nucleotides. The record is from the annotation of a GenBank genome assembly. Lineage: Eukaryota; Fungi; Ascomycota; Saccharomycetes; Saccharomycetales; Saccharomycetaceae.